This is a messenger RNA of Trichosurus vulpecula (common brushtail), 1433 nucleotides long. RefSeq names its product CD72 molecule (gene CD72). Bases 10 to 1125 code for a protein of 371 amino acids. Gene Ontology annotation, cellular component: plasma membrane. Gene Ontology annotation, molecular function: transmembrane signaling receptor activity. The record is from RefSeq and is a predicted model, not a curated record. NCBI's taxonomy places the organism in Eukaryota, Metazoa, Chordata, Mammalia, Diprotodontia, Phalangeridae. The transcript has 9 exons.
CUCAGGACCAUGGCUGAAUCCAUCACCUAUGCAGAUCUGCGCUUUGUGAAAUCCCCUCUGAAGAAGACCCUUUCAGCUAAGCUGAAGCAGGUUCCUGAGGUGGAUGAGGAUGGGGAGCUCACCUAUGAAAAUGUGCAGGUCCCUUCAGCCAAGGAUGUGUUCCCCAGCCCAGCUCAGCCUGGCCUUGGGGGACAAACAGGAGGGGAAAAGACAGAAAAGCCAGUUGCUACACCUUAUUCAGUGACCUCACCAAUUGCCAGGAGGAUUCUGCCCUGCCCUGUGGCCUGGACACCAUACAUUCUCCUGAGCCUGCUGGGCACUUGUUUGCUGUUGGGGGUCACCACUAUCAGCCUGGGCAUUCAAUAUAUGCAGAUAUCUCAUCAGCUUAGAAACACCAAGCAGGUCCUGGAAGUCACCAAUGGUAGCCUACUGCAGCAGCUCCAAAUAGGGGCUAUCCAAUUAUCAAGGAAGGAAAAGGAUCUGCACGCUGCCAGGGAGGAGCUGGCCCAGACCCAGCAGAACCUGGAGGUAGAAAAGGGGCAGCACCAGGCUGCUGAGGACUACCUGCUGACCUGCAGGUCAGAAAAGAAUAAGACAGAACUGAGCCUGAAGGACAAUAUGGAGGAGAAGAGAAACCUGGAAGAAAAGCUGAAAACCUUGCAGAAUGGGUUGAAGCAAGUUCGGCGCCUUCUCCCUUGCUUAUUCCAGAGUAAUGGCCAGGAGUCCAGACAUCCUCAUCAGUUCCCAGAUUACUACUGUCCCUUGGGCUGGACACAAUUUGAGGGAAAAUGCCUGUACAUCUCAAGCAGCCAGAAGACGUGGAAGCAGAGUAACUCGUUUUGUCAAUCUCUGUCCUCAAAGCUGUUUGUUCUUUCGUCACGGGUAGAGAAAGAUUCUAUAAUGGAGAUACUUAAGAGAGAAAAAAUACUUAAUGACAUCUGGAUCCAGGGGUGGCAAUGGAACAAUAAACGCGAUCAAGAUCACAAUACAUACCAGUGUGCAACUUUGAACCGUCCCUAUUCCUAUUACUCAACUUUUGAGUCCUGUAAUAAGAGUUUGCUCUUCAUGUGUGAGAAAGAAGCCAUCACACGUCCUGUUGAGUUGGAGGACUACCUUUGUCACUGAGCUGGGUUCAAAGCUUCAGGAUUUAGCUCCUCCUCAAGUCUUCUAGGCCUGUGAAGUCAGUGCCUAGAUUAAGGACUGGAUGAACACUUCUCUAAGCCAGUAUUCACAUCUGAUCCCUCCUCUAUUUCAAGUCUUGUACAAGAGAGGUUGAAGCACUCCUGGGGAGAGGGGGAUCAGCCUCAAGUAGAGGGAUUUGGAUUCUGGCAUCUUCACUGAAGCCCCUGGCCCACUCUUGGGCCUCCAUGAGAGGUAUUUACUCUAGGAGAGGGGAGGAGGAGGGGGAAGAGGAUACAUGGGCAGAUUGGGUG